This is a messenger RNA of Sclerotinia borealis F-4128, 759 nucleotides long. NCBI's taxonomy places the organism in Eukaryota, Fungi, Ascomycota, Leotiomycetes, Helotiales, Sclerotiniaceae. The record is from the annotation of a GenBank genome assembly.
AUGGAGGAGCUUGACUCAAUUUGCUUCGGGAAAUCUCAAGAUUUACUUGAGACCGAUGGUCGGUCACCCGAUUUAGCAUUACUAGCCACUCAAGAUCUCUCAUUCUGGAUUAUUCAGGUGGCAGUGCUCGACAACAUUGCUCAAAUUCAGAAAACUGGAGGUGCUCAAAAAGCUCCUCUGAACUUGCUUUACGAAAUAUCUUUCUACGACACCUAUACGGAUGAGGAUCUAGAACAGAUGAAUCUGACUCAGAAUGAUCCCGUUUUACGCGAAACGAAUUUGAACAGCCUUUUACCAUUUUUGAGGUUGAAAUCAUUAACCCAUUUCAAAGCCCAAGGAAUUUGUAUAGCCCCACAGGCAGAAACAAUACUUCACAAGGCAUAUUUGCCAACCUUGAGUCUUCGACUCCAUGCCACUACCAUUUCCGACCCGGCUCUCGUCAGUUUUCUCAGUCGUUUCAAAAGUCUCGAAUGUCUUAUCUUCUCAGAGCAAGAUAUACCAGAACCAAGCGACAAUCAAAUUAUCUGUCCGCUAGACAUCGUCAAAGGAAUCUCCCACUUGAAACACAGCUUGAAACAUUUAGAAGUAGCCGUCGAUACACCUGAUGGGUACGAAGGGGUUAUCGAUACCUUUAAUAAUUUCGAGUCUCUUGAGAGAUUGGAGAUUGGAGCCUUCUCAAUGAUGGCGAAGAAAUUAGGUGAAGAUACAGGGUUUGAGAGUCAAGUACCGUACAAGUUUCCUAGUACUCGAGUACAUUGA